Molecule: messenger RNA, 1243 nt
Organism: Lolium perenne
Lineage: Eukaryota; Viridiplantae; Streptophyta; Magnoliopsida; Poales; Poaceae
Product: annexin D5
Biological process (GO): response to cold; response to heat; response to water deprivation
Cellular component (GO): plasma membrane; cytoplasm
Molecular function (GO): calcium ion binding; calcium-dependent phospholipid binding; phosphatidylserine binding
Source: RefSeq, a predicted model, not a curated record
ACGCAACGCCAGCACAAGCGGCAGACUCACACGCGGCCGAGGCAGGGGUAGAAAUUAACGGCCAUCUGAGAGAAGAGAAAAAUUAGAAGCUCGGAGAGGUCGCGCGAUCCAUGGCGAGCCUGAGCGUGCCUCCGGUGCUCACGUCCCCGCGCAACGACGCCAUCGCCCUCCACAGGGCCUUCAGAGGGUUCGGCUGCGACAGCACGACGGUGAUCAGCAUCCUGGCGCACCGCGACUCGACGCAGCGCGCGCUCAUCAUGCAGGAGUACCGGGCGCUGUACCGGCAGGACCUCUACCACCGCCUGUCGACGGAGCUCAGCGGCCACCACAAGAAGGCGAUGCUGCUCUGGGUGCUGGACCCCGUCGGACGCGACGCCACCAUUCUGAACCAGGCCCUCAACAGCGAGAUCACCGACCUGAGGGGCGCCACCGAGGUGAUCUGCUCCAGGACGCCAUCGCAGCUGCAGGUCAUGAAGCAGACCUACCGCGCGCUCUUCGGAUGCUAUCUCGAGCAUGACAUCACCGAGCGCACCUACGGCGAUCAUCAGAAGCUCUUGCUGGCGUACCUGGGAGUCCCACGCUACGAAGGCCCGCAGGUGGAUCCUUCGGCGGCAGCGUACGACGCGAGGGAGCUCUACAGAGCCGGGGAGAGGAGGCUGGGCACAAACGAGCGGACCUUCAUCCGCAUCUUCAGCGAGCGCAGCUGGGCUCACAUGGCGUCCGUCGCCGCCGCCUACCAGCACAUGUUCACCCGCUCCCUCGAGAAGGCUGUGAAGAGCGAGACGUCGGGCAACUUCGAGUUCGGGCUGCUCACCAUCCUCAGGUGCGCCCAGAGCCCGGCGGGGUACUUCGCCAAGCUGCUGCACAAGGCGAUGAAAGGGCUGGGCACCAGCGACACGGCGCUGAUACGGGUGGUGGUGACCAGGACGGAGAUCGACAUGCAGUACAUCAAGGCGGAGUACCACAAGAAGUACAAGAGGUCGCUGGCCGACGCCAUCCACUCCGAGACCUCUGGCAACUACCGGACCUUCCUCCUCUCGCUCGUCGGCCGAGACCGUUAUUAGAAUCGCACCAGUAUGGUGCCGUGGCUCGGCUGAGUGCCUAUGCUUCCGCCUUCCUGGUCCGCUAUGGCCUAUGGGUGAUAGAUGCGUGUGUUUGGAAUGUUCGUGUACAUUUUUUUUUGAAAUCAGUGUUUGUGUACAUAUUUGUUUCCCCCUGGAAUGACAUAUGGUGUUAAAAAUAA